Molecule: messenger RNA, 6225 nt
Organism: Salvelinus fontinalis (brook trout)
Lineage: Eukaryota; Metazoa; Chordata; Actinopteri; Salmoniformes; Salmonidae
Product: melanocortin-2 receptor accessory protein 2A-like
Exons: 4
Coding region: 2707-3546 (279 amino acids)
Biological process (GO): regulation of adenylate cyclase-activating G protein-coupled receptor signaling pathway; protein localization to plasma membrane
Cellular component (GO): endoplasmic reticulum; plasma membrane
Molecular function (GO): type 5 melanocortin receptor binding; type 4 melanocortin receptor binding; signaling receptor regulator activity
Source: RefSeq, a predicted model, not a curated record
UAAGUGCCAUGGGAUCUUUAGUGACCUCAGUUAGUCAGGACACUUGUUUAACGUCCCAUCCGAAAGAUGGCACCCUACACAGGGCAGGGGCAUUGGGAUAUUUUUUUUAGAUAAGAGGAAAGAGUGCCUCGUACUGGCCCUCCAGCAGAAUCUGGUCUUCCAUCCAAAGAGCAGCCAGGACCAACCCUGCUGAGCUUCAGAGGCAAGCCAGCAGUGGUAUGCAGGGUGGUAUGCUGCUAGCAAAAAAUGGGGAACAUCUGCCAAUAAAGACAGGGCCUUGAAGCAACACAAACCACAUGCUGGGCCAAAGCCAACACCCCUGAAAUGAGGCACUUGGUGCAGCAGGAAGUCAGGCAAAUGGAGGAACAGAGCAGUGAGGUUGGGAGCCUGGAGUUUCUUGGGAUGAGCUGUGGAGGAUGGAACCUGCCAGAAUCCAGUUCCCUUUAAGAUCUGUCUAUGAUGUGCUCCCAUCCCUCACUAACUUACACAGGUGGGGCCUCACUGAAAACCCAAACACCCCUCUCUGCAACAAACCUGGUACCAUGGAGAAUGUUUUAACAUGGUGCACUGUUGUCCUCUCCCUUGGCAAAUUCAGAUGGAGGCAUGACCAAGUUUUGAGGGAACUGGCCAUGAUCCUUGAGGAAUCAACAAAGGAAAAGUGCAAUCAUUCUCUGUGCUAUCGGUCAUGAAAGAGUAUCAGAACGGCACUGAAAACCCUGAUCCACAUGUGUUCUCCUGAAGGUCAUAUUUAACAAGCAUGGUAGUCUAUAACUAGUUUAUAUGACACCAUUUUUUUUGUGAAUCUAAUUAAAUAUUCAGCUCAGGGCGUACCUACCAGAUCUAUAUCCCUGGUGCAUUGUACAAUUAUAUGGUACCGUUGUCCUGUGGUCCAAUUCGCUGUAGCAGAGUGUGCGUGUGUGUGUGUUGUGUUCCCUGAGCUCUGGUUAAUAAGAGCUAAAACACUGGCCUGCAGGUCUGGAAGGAUGACUCAAUAGAACAGCACACCUGACCUGCCAUUCACACAGCAGAUCACACAGGGUUACACACAUGCAGUAUAGCCAUGUUGGCCAGAUAUAGUCAAUAAUCUGCUGGCAUAAUUUAACUGUAAAAGGGGACCAGAGCAUUUACUAAUUGUAUCUUUCAUAUUGCCUACAGUAAUUGUGUUUUUUUUAAAUACGUGGCUGCUUUGAUAAAUGUCUCAUUAACUUUGAGACGUUGCUUAGGUAGGCUAUUGAUCAUUUCAGACAUAGGGAUUUCUCUUUAGUCUUGACCCUCUGGGUGAUCAAUUAGAGGCAUGGACAUGAUGCCUCAGGGAUAAGAAUGUGUACUAUAAUGAUCAGCCCGAGGCCAUCCAAAGUGAAAAUUGCUAUAUUACUGUAACUGCAAUGUGAGUUCACCCAGUGUUAACAUAAUUUUUUCUAGAUUGAUCUUUUUCAAAUUGUCAUAUUUUGUGCAUCUUUUACAUGCACUACAAUGAUAGCCCUACACCAAUUUUAAAGUGAUUGUUCCAUUUUCAGCUCAAAAUAUUCAGCUUAAAGUUCCGCCCCUUUAAAAAAAUUUUUUGCCUAAAAUGACAUACCCAAAUUUAACUGCCUGUAGCUCAGGCCCUAAAGCAAGGAUAUGCAUAUUCUUAAUACCAUUUCAAAUGAAACACUUUGAAGUUUGUGGAAAUGUGAAAGGAAUGUAGGAGAAGAUAACACAUUUGAUCUGGUAAAAGAUAAUACAAAGAAAAAACCAACCAUUUAAAAAAAAAAAUGGUACCAUCUUUGAAAUGCAAGAGAAAGGCCAUAAUAUAUUAUUCCAGCCCAGUUGCAAUUUAAAUUUUGUCCACUAAAUGUAUUUAUCUGUUAUUUUACCAGGUAAGUUGACUGAGAACACGUUCUCAUUUACAGCAAUGACCUGGGGAAUAGUUACAGGGGAGAGGAGAUGGCAGCAGUGGCUGUGCAAAGUUUUAGACUGCUCCAAUAAACCAUUGCAUUUCUAUUCAAAACGUUGCAUCACGACUACCCAAAUGUGCCUAAUUGGUUUAUUAAUAACUUUUCAAGUUCAAAACUAUGCACACUCCUCAAACAAUAGCAUGGUAUUAUUUCACUAAUAGCUACUGUAAAUUGGACAGUCCAGUUAGAUUAACACGAAUUGAAGCUUUCUGCCAAUAUCAGAUAUGUCUAUGUCCUGGGAAAUGUUCUUGUUACGUGGACGGAACACCGAUCCUGAAUUAAUAUAUUCAAAAGCCCUUGCUUGUAUAGUGUCUUGUGCAUCAAUUCAGUUAAUCUUCACUGCCUGCGGAAUAUUUAAUCCUUAAAUAAGACAAUGGUGAACAAAGAGAGAAUAAUUAAAUGUCUCUUCAUCCCUUUUCAAACAUUCACUGAUUAAUUACGUGUUUAACCUUAGAUGAAUAAUAGCCUGGAUUCUGCUGCUUUAAUUUCACUCUGUUUUCGUGACAAUAAAAUAGAGUAUGCUUGACCUUUGAACAUAAUGGAUUAUUGACAGUAUUCUAAAACACAGAUCCACAACGUCUUAAAAGCCACUAGUGCCUUUGCAUAAAUAUUUUCAUUGAUGGAUAGUGAUAAGAUCACUCCACGUCGCAGUCCCUCUUCUAAAAGUGUAGGCUACAUAUCCUAGCUACCGCCCUCCAUGUAACCGCCCUCCAACUCUUUAUUGCUCUGCGCAUCCUAGCCAAGCGCGCGAGUCCGAAAGCAAUUCAAGAUGAUGUCAAUGGAGAGGCACACCCUCGUUCCGAAUCCAGAGACAGAGCGAGAGAGCGCGCAGUGUAAGGGCACAGCUGCGUGUGUCCGCCUGCGCUCUUGGAUCUUUUUGGAGAUGUCUGAGUUUAACCACUCAAAUCUAUCAGGCGGAAACGCUCCGGACCCGGACUACAAGUGGACGUAUGAAUAUUACGACGAUGAUGAGCCUGUUUCGUUCGAGGGACUCAAAGCGCACCGAUACUCCAUCGUGAUAGGCUUCUGGGUGGGCCUGGCUGUCUUUGUCAUAUUCAUGUUCUUUGUCCUGACGCUUCUCACCAAGACAGGAGCCCCACAUCCAGAAGGAGCUGAGCCCUGUAAGAAGCGUGUUCGUCUGACCAGCUGUGUGGAGGACCUCCGCCCCCCUGCAGACCCUGACAACCGGCCCUGCCUCCAUCGCCCCUUACUGGACUCCUCUCUCAGCCGCUCCCUCUUCCACUGCUACAUCAAUGAGGAACAGGCCCAGGAGGGGUCGAGGCCUAGAGCUGGGGCACGAGUUGUGGGAGCACCCAGAGGAGGGCUUGUCCAGGGGCCGGGGCGAGGCAGGUCAGGCAGCCCAGAGGAGGGGGUGGUGGUGGGGAUGGAAGUAGGUGUCAACCGUGCCCUGCAAGGGGCUGCCAUGUUGGGGGGGAACCGGACUGACCACAGAGAGGCAAUGUCCCUGUCCCACUUCAACAUCCCUAACGUUGUGAACUCCGAGCACUGCUCCGUCCUGGGGGCGGACGAUCUGCUGCUGGGGGAGCCGCCAAUCAUCAUGGAGGGAGUGCGUCAUUGGCCUCACAGUGCACAUCACAUGAUGGACUAAGGUCCUCUCUACUUCCUGGGGUGCCGCCAAUCAUCCUGGAGGGGUAGUGUCGUUCCCAUGGGGUCCUUCACACGAUUGACUGGGGGAACCAGUCAGCAGGUAAGCAGGACCCUAGAGGGGCAGUGUCAUCGGCCACUUAGUGCCCUUCAGAAGACGGACUGUCCUUCCCAUCACACAAUAGACUAGGGUCCUGCUUACUUCCCACACCCACCUCCGUUAGGACAUUAUAGAUAAUUAUGAGGACAUCACAGGACUCCUCAGCCUUAUAUAGAGAGAGUUGUGUCAAGGUCCUAAUCUAACAUUCUGUGUUGUGCCAGUCAUGUACAGUGCAAGCUCUCCUAAUUAGGCUGUGGUUCCAGCUUCUCACACCACCUUCAUUGUGAGGACAUUCUGGAUUAUUAUGGAUCCUCCUACAGUAACUACCAAUAGAUUUAAAUAUACAUAUGUGACAUGAGCUACUUUUCUAAUCUUUAUGUCAACAAGGUUGCCUACGCAGAGCCAGAACUUGUGACGUCACAUCUCGACGCUAAACUGGAAGUCCAGCUUCAUCAAGUUGAUUUGAAUGUUUUUAUUUAUUUAACUAGGCAAGUCAGUUAAGAACAAAUUCUAAUUUACAAUGACGGCCUACCACAGCCAAAUCCUCCCCUAAACCGGACGAUGCUGGGCCAAUUGUGCGCCACCCUAUGGGACCCCCGAUAACGGCCUGUUGUGAUACAUCCCAGAAUCGAACCUGGGUCUGUAGUGAUGCUGCGCCACUCGGUCCCCCCGUAUAGUGGUGGAGGCCUUGCAGGAAUCAGUUAAGGGGAUGGAGACAACAGAAGAGGCAAGGAGAAUUUGAUACAACAACCAAAAUGUACCAGAAAGGCAAGACUCUUCUCUUGGGUUUUCAAUUCAACAGCCGUCUGAAUGUCGUGCUUGUUCUGUACUAAUUGUAGCACACCUGUUAAUCACGAGAACUGUUAUAUACCUUACUUUUUAUAUACCAUGUGUUGCUCCUGUCAAUGCUUUACCUACAUGUCAUAUCAAGGUCUCGUCUGCCAAGUCUAUAGAAGGUUGUGACUAAUAAAACCAUUUAAACGCCAGCUGAUUGUGUUCAUCAUAUAACCAUUUCAAAGUACCUUGGAACCACGAAAUAUAGUAAAGUUCUCUAAUUCUGAAGAUAACAAGUGAUGGAUUGUUUCACUAUUAUCGUUUUUACAGGAUUUUAAGACGUCCUCCAGCAAUUUGUUUUUAAUUUUCCCUUUUGAAAAGUGCUAUCCCAAGUAUAAAUACAGUAAAGUACACACUAAAAUACAUUGAGCAAAAUGCUGUUUUUUAGACAGUAGUAUUGCAUUCAAGGAGUUGGUUUGAUGUGAUGUCAUCAGCCUCCCCUUGCUUGAGAAAAAAUUGAGUAGCAAUAGAGAACAAAAGAGGAAAGGCCAAACCCCCCCAUUUGUGCUAUAUAAUGACUUACCUGGACCACCUAUUGAGAUGUGCCUUUUGUUAAGUAAAUGAGUUGAAAAGGAGACUUGAGUAGAACUUUAAAAUCCCUGCUGUGUUUGAUGCAGUUUCCUUUACAAUCGGGAAGAAUAAACCUAAUAUUAUUAUUGGGACACCUGGGCUGGCUUAACCGGAGACACCUGGGCUGGGUUUACCGGAGACACCUGGGAUGGGUUUACCGGAGACACCUGGGCUGGGUUUACCGGAGACACCUGGGCUGGGUUUACCGGAGACCCCUGGGCUGGGUUUACAGGAGACACCUGGGCUGGGUUUACAGGAGACACCUGGGCUGGGUUUACAGGAGACACCUGGGCUGCGUUUACAGGAGACAUCUGGGCUGGGUUUACAGGAGACACCUGGGCUGGGUUUACAGGAGACACCUGGGCUGGGUUUACAGGAGACACCUGGGCUGGGUUUACAGGAGACACCUGGGCUGGGUUUACAGGAGACACCUGGGCUGGGUUUACAGGAGACACCUGGGCUGGGUUUACAGAAGACACCUGGGCUGGGUUUACAGGAGACACCUGGGCUGGGUUUACCGGAGACACCUGGGCUGGGUUUACCGGAGACACCUGGGCUGGGUUUACCGGAGACACCUGGGCUGCGUUUACAGGAGACACCUGGGCUGGGUUUACCGGAGACACCUGGGCUGCGUUUACAGGAGACAUCUGGGCUGGGUUUACAGGAGACACCUGGGCUGGGUUUACAAAAUGCUUCACUGCCAUGAAUAACUACAGCCACUUAUUUCUUGUCAGAUGUUAUGCUAAUACGGCGGCAGGUAGCCUAGUGGUUAGAGAGUUGGGCCAGUAACCGAAAGGUUGCUGGAUCGAAUCCCCGAGCUGAGAAGGUAAAAAUCUGUCGUUCUGUCCCUGAACAAGGCAGUUAACCCAUUGUUCCCCGGUAGGCCGUCAUUGUAAAUAAGAAUUUUUUCUUACCCGACUUGCCUGGUUAAAUAAAAAAGUUAUACAUGUUAAUAAUACAUAUUUGAUGAUAUGCUAAUGUGUAGCAACAACCCACAACUGGGGUCAACAGCAACAAUCCUCUUGGGGAUAACAAUAGGCCAAUUUCAAAAUGUAUGAAUUUGAAUAAUUAGUUAGUCACCUUUGAGAUGUUUCAUCUGUGUGCUUUACUGAACACACGUUACAAAUUCAAAACACACACAGGAAAAAAAUAUACAAAAAGGUCCUUUAUUUUUCUAAC